Molecule: messenger RNA, 675 nt
Organism: Ficedula albicollis (Collared flycatcher)
Lineage: Eukaryota; Metazoa; Chordata; Aves; Passeriformes; Muscicapidae
Exons: 5
Coding region: 1-675 (224 amino acids)
Cellular component (GO): cytoplasm
Source: RefSeq, a predicted model, not a curated record
AUGUGGGGCCUGCACGCAAGGCUGGUGGAGCUCCUGCGGGAAAAGGACAGCGACGUGGUUAGGAUGAGCAUCGUUCUCCUCAGCUCUCUGUUCCCGUACAACGGCACCACAAUAUCAACCCCCCUCGCCCUGCAGCUGGCUGACAUGCUUCUUCCGCUCUUUGACAACGAUGACAGCCAGGUGCAGUUGAGCUCCAUGUUCAUCUUCCGAGAGCUGACGGUUUUUUCAGCCGAAAGGAUCCAAACAGCCCUGAAGUCCCACGUGCGCCAGAGCCUGCUCCCACUCUCCUUCCACUGCCACGACGAGAACCAGCGCGUGGCUGAGGACUCCCGGGCAACGCUGCGUUCUUCAGCCAGGUACCUGCAGAGGAAGGAUCUCCAAGAGAUGCUGCAGGAGGAGCAGACCUGGAGUUCUGGCGUGCACCUGCUCCUCUGGGCAUCAAGCCCACGCUGGCAGCAGCAUCCGCAGCCCCACGCCCUUGAAGACAAGGCAGAGGACGUGAGCCCUGCCAUCAGAAGCCAGGCUCUCGAAACUGCCUUUCUCCUGCGGGCGGUAGAGAGAGCUUCGGGCUCCAUCUUGCAGAAGCUGCACCAUCGCUUCCGCGGGGCACGCAGCAAACGGCCUUGUCUGUGGGGCCGUGGCCGGCUCUGCUGCUGGAGCUCUGAGGAGAGCUGA